UCCUAUUUAUGCGGCUGCAUCAGCUCAGUUCUUCAGACAAGCACGACAUUUACUUUGCCAUUUUGUGGUUCUCGGGCCAUUGACCACUUUUUCUGUGAUAUUCGCCCACUUCAGAGACUAUCUUGUUCUGACCUCUUCAUCUAUAGAAUGAUUUCUUUUUCCUUAUCCAGCAUCAUUACCUUGCCUACAAUAAUUGUCAUUAUUGUGUCCUAUAUGUAUAUUGUAUCCACAGUACUAAAGAUACGCUCCUCUGAGGGACGUAAGAAAGCGUUCUCCACUUGUAGCUCUCACCUAGGAGUCGUGAGUGUGCUGUACGGUGCUGUGUUUUUUACAUAUCUCACUCCGGACAGAUUUCCUGAGCUGAGUAAAGUGACCUCCUUAUGCUAUACCUUAGUCACUCCCAUGUUGAAUCCUUUGAUUUACUCUCUGAGAAACAAAGAUGUCAAAGAGGCUCUAAAAAAACUUUUAGAGAUGAAAAAUGCUAUUCCUUGA
This is a messenger RNA of Herpailurus yagouaroundi (jaguarundi), 492 nucleotides long. RefSeq names its product olfactory receptor 9K2-like. The annotation marks the transcript as partial. The transcript has a single exon. Gene Ontology annotation, biological process: G protein-coupled receptor signaling pathway. Gene Ontology annotation, cellular component: membrane. The record is from RefSeq and is a predicted model, not a curated record. Gene Ontology annotation, molecular function: olfactory receptor activity. NCBI's taxonomy places the organism in Eukaryota, Metazoa, Chordata, Mammalia, Carnivora, Felidae.